This is a messenger RNA of Darwinula stevensoni, 2042 nucleotides long. The record is from the annotation of a GenBank genome assembly. Lineage: Eukaryota; Metazoa; Arthropoda; Ostracoda; Podocopida; Darwinulidae.
AUGCCCCAGCAGACCCUUCCAGAUAACAAGCCGCAGCCACGGCUGCUGGCUCUUCCAGUCGCGUUCGUGGCACCUCCCUGCAGCAUGCUUUUCGCGUGUGUGGUCUUCCUCGUGCUCGCGUCUCUCGUCACUUCCGCCCAGGUCCAACCGCAUAUCAUCCUCAUCGUCGCGGAUGACUUGGGAUGGAGGGACGUCGGAUUCCACGGAUCGUCGGAGAUCCCCACGCCAAACAUAGACUCACUGGCGUACAGCGGGGUCAUCCUCCACAACUACUACGUCCAAUCCCUGUGCACGCCGUCGAGGGCUGCCCUCCUCACGGCCCGAUACCCCAUUCACAAUGGCAUGCAGAGCUACGUGAUCACCAACCCGCGCUGCUGGGGCCUGGACCCCCACGAGCGGAUCCUGCCUGAGUUCCUGAACGCGCUGGGCUACGCGAGCCACGCGGUGGGGAAGUGGCAUCUGGGAUUCUGCCGGCGCGCCUUCGCUCCCACCCGGAGGGGGUUCGCCUCCCAUUUCGGACUUAUUUCUGGUGGAAUUUUAGGGAUGCUGACCCUUCUGGACCAGUCCGUGGGGCGGAUCGUGUCGGCGUUGCAGGAGAACGAGAUGCUGGAGAACUCCGUCCUCGUCUUCACCUCCGACAACGGAGGGAUUGGAGACAUAGAUGGGAGCCGGGGAAACAACUUCCCGCUCAGAGGGAUGAAAGCAACGCUGUACGAAGGAGGAAUUCGAGCUGUUAGUGCAAUCUGGAGUCCCCUAAUCGAAAAACCUCAACGAGUGUUCCACGGACUCAUGCACAUCUCCGACUGGCUUCCAACCAUCUACCACCUGGCAGGAGGGAAUGUAAGUGACUUGCCGCCGCAAUUGGACGGGUUGAACAUGUGGCCCAGUUUGUCGAGGGACGAACCGUCUCUGAGAGAAGAGGUGUUGCUCAACAUCGAUCCCACCACUGACUCUAAGGCACUCAGGGCCGGAAGGUAUAAGAUCAUUAGAGGGAUGCUGACCCUUCUGGACCAGUCCGUGGGGCGGAUCGUGUCGGCGUUGCAGGAGAACGAGAUGCUGGAGAAUUCCGUCCUCGUCUUCACCUCCGACAACGGAGGGAUCGGAGACAUAGAUGGGAGCCGGGGAAACAACUUCCCGCUCAGAGGGAUGAAAGCAACGCUGUACGAAGGAGGAAUUCGAGCUGUUAGUGCAAUCUGGAGUCCCCUAAUCGAAAAACCUCAACGAGUGUUCCACGGACUCAUGCACAUCUCCGACUGGCUUCCAACCAUCUACCACCUGGCAGGAGGGAAUGUAAGUGACUUGCCGCCGCAAUUGGACGGGUUGAACAUGUGGCCCAGUUUGUCGAGGGACGAACCGUCUCUGAGAGAAGAGGUGUUGCUCAACAUCGAUCCCACCACUGACUCUAAGGCACUCAGGGCCGGAAGGUAUAAGAUCAUUAGAGGGCCUCAGGAGUUCCGUGGCGAGGAGAUCAACGGCUGGUACGGAGACCCAGGAACCCUGAACCUCAACGAAACCACGCAACCCCUCUACGAUGAAACUCUGGAGUACUUGGAAGAAAACGAUUUCGCGGGUGCUACGUUGGGCGACCUCGGCUAUCUCCCCUCGGAAGAGAAGCAGGAAAUGCUGCGGGAAGAGGCCGCUGUCAUCUGUCUUCGAGACGAAACGAACGCGACGGCCUGUGACCCAUCUCUCGCCCCCUGCGUCUUCGACCUCGGCGUCGAUCCGUGCGAGCAGAUGAAUCUGGUGGAAAUCGGCCCCAAGGCUGAGAGCGAGAGAAAUGGACGUUUCUGGCCCCCGGAUCUCCUCGGCUUCCUGGAGAGUCGGUUGCUCGCGUAUGAGGAAUCCAUGGUACCGCCGCUCAACUUCAACGUUUCGGAGGACCCGAAUGCCGAUCCUUCCUUAUGGCAUGGAAUGUGGACCAAUUGGCUCGACAACGACACUCUUUCCGUGCAAUGAUACGUGUCCGUGCAAUGUUCCGUGCAAUGAUACGAUCCGCCUCUGGGGAAGCAGAUGUAGUAUAAAUAUUUUAGAAAGAGAUGGGC